Messenger RNA from Dothidotthia symphoricarpi CBS 119687, 1190 nucleotides. RefSeq names its product aldolase. Gene Ontology annotation, molecular function: zinc ion binding; aldehyde-lyase activity. Bases 270 to 1142 code for a protein of 290 amino acids. Lineage: Eukaryota; Fungi; Ascomycota; Dothideomycetes; Pleosporales; Dothidotthiaceae. Gene Ontology annotation, biological process: carbohydrate metabolic process. The record is from RefSeq and is a predicted model, not a curated record. The transcript has a single exon.
GGAAAGUGAAAUCCACCCAAAUACUCAAAACUCGUCCACACAGCUCAACUCUGACGUUUGGAUCCUUCAGUGUCUACCAUGCAGGCGGCGAUUGCACCGAGCAGUCGGCCAUUUCGCCGUUGAAGCCUCGCAGCCGUUGCCGACGCCCCACACCAGGAUUCGGAAAGCCUUCGGAACAACCAGUCGACGACCACAUCCUCCCAAACCUCACCCCUCACUUCCCCCUCCUCCUUCCAAAAAUACCCUCAAUCAAACACUACUUACCCAUCAUGGCGCCCGACCUCUCCCAAAAUAAAGCCGUCAAGAUUGUCGCCCACGCCGCCGCCAACAAAUACGCCAUCUGUGCAACCUGUUGCUACAACGUCGAAGGCAUCCUAGCCUCUGUGCGCGCCGCCGAAGCCCAACGCGCGCCCCUAAUCAUCCAACUCUUCCCGUGGGCCGUCGAGUACGCAGAUGGCAUCCUCGUGCGCGCCGCCCGCGAGGCAGCAGACAAGGCCAGCGUGCCCGUAGCCCUGCACAUGGACCACGCGCAGACACCCGCCAUGGUGAAGCGCGCGGCCAGCUUCGAGCGCGGCUUCGACGGCAUCAUGGUCGAUAUGAGCCACUACGACGAUAACCUUGAGAAGACGCGCGAGCUGGUGCGCUACUGCAAUGAGCGCGGUAUCGUGACCGAGGCCGAACCCGGCAGGAUCGAUGGCGGCGAGGACGGCGUCGGUGACCUCGCGGAUCUGGGCUUGCAGGCUAUUCUCACCACGCCCGAGCAGGCGGAGGACUUUGUUGCGACGGGCAUUCACUGGCUGGCGCCGGCGUUUGGGAACGUGCAUGGUAAUUAUGGACCGAAGGGGCCGCAGCUCGAUUAUGAGCGGCUGAAGCGCGUGCAUGAGAAGGUUGGGGGGCGGGUGAAUCUGGUGCUGCAUGGCGCAGGGAAGAAGUGGUUUGGCGAGAAGCUCAUCAGGGAAUGCAUUGAGUGUGGCGUGGCGAAGUGCAAUAUUAAUGAUGCGUUUAAUGAGGAUUUCCUGAGCGUUAUGCGCGAGACGGGCCCAUUGACGGGGCUCAUUGAGAAGGCGACGGAUGCUAUGCAGAAGAGUAUCGAGCAGAUGAUGGUUUGGAUGGGGAGUAAUGGCAUGGCGGAUAAGAUGUAGAUAUGAGUAUGAUAUAUGUUCGUCUGCUGAUCUGACGAAGCAUGGUAU